Neogale vison (American mink) is the source of this 993-nucleotide messenger RNA. Its product is annotated as olfactory receptor 52W1. Gene Ontology annotation, biological process: G protein-coupled receptor signaling pathway. The coding region runs from base 1 to 993 and encodes 330 amino acids. The transcript has a single exon. The record is from RefSeq and is a predicted model, not a curated record. Gene Ontology annotation, molecular function: G protein-coupled receptor activity; olfactory receptor activity. NCBI's taxonomy places the organism in Eukaryota, Metazoa, Chordata, Mammalia, Carnivora, Mustelidae. Gene Ontology annotation, cellular component: membrane.
AUGAGCCCUAAAGCCUUGCCCCCCCACAGGAUGGUAGAAGGUCCACAUCCCAACUCCACCUUCCCACGCCCGACCUUCUUCAUACUGACUGGCAUUCCAGGACUAGGGGGUGCCCAGGCCUGGUUGACACUGGUCUUUGGGCCCAUGUAUUUGCUGGCCCUGCUGGGCAAUGGAACACUGCUGGCAUUGGUGCAGAUGGAUUCCACACUGCAGCAGCCCAUGUUUCUACUCCUGGCCACACUGGCAGCUACAGACCUGGGCUUAGCUACAUCUAUAGCCCCGGGGUUGCUUGCUGUGCUGUGGCUUGGGCCCCGGCCUGUGCCAUACGGUGCCUGCCUGGCCCAGAUGUUCUUUGUCCACGCAUUGACUGCUGUGGAAUCUGGCGUGCUGUUGGCCAUGGCCUAUGAUCGUGCUGUGGCAGUAGGGCGUCCACUGCAUUAUCCUCUCCUAGUCACCAAAACCCGUGUAGGCUAUGCAGCACUGGCACUGGCACUGAAAGCUGUGGCUAUUGUUGUGCCUUUCCCUCUGCUUGUGGCACGAUUUGAGCACUUCCGAGCUAAGACCAUUGGCCAUGCGUACUGUGCACACAUGGCGGUGGUAGAGCUGGUGGUGGGUGACACGCGGGCCAACAAUUUGUAUGGGCUGGCACUUUCACUGGCCGUGUCAGGUAUAGAUAUCCUGGGCAUCACUGCCUCUUACGGGCUCAUUGCCCACGCUGUACUGCGACUGCCUACCCGGGAGGCCCGGGCCAAGGCCUUUGGCACAUGUAGUUCCCACAUCUGUGUCAUUCUGGCCUUCUAUGUACCUGGUCUCUUCUCUUACCUCACACAUCGCUUUGGUCGUCACACUGUCCCAAAGCCUGUGCACAUUCUUCUCUCUAACAUCUAUUUGCUGCUGCCACCUGCCCUCAACCCACUCAUCUAUGGGGUCCGCACCAAGCAAAUCAGAGACCAGCUCCUGGAAAUCUUCACCAUCAGAAAAAGCCAGUUGUAA